AGUAAGAAAGAUAACAAAAACAAAAGUAAGAAAGAUAACCUAACCUGUCCUGUGUAUGUUAUGUUUUGUUUUUAUCCAAACAACAUGACAAGAAACAAACUUGUGUUCAUCUAUCAAAUUUUACAAGAUCAUUAAAAGCCAACGCAGAAUAAAUGUUUAUAGUUUGAUAAAAGAAAAGGCAAGUAAGUAGACCAAGUGACCAAGACACAGACAAUCUUAAACACAUCAUAGGACCAACCUAGCUCAACAAGAUGUUUCAUCAAGUAUUCAUUUGCAACUCAACCAAAGACCCAGAUUCUAAAGAUUCGUUACUGGCACUGGAACCAAACUAUCAUGAAAACAACUCAGUGAACGUAAAACAGGAAAGUAACGAUUUUGACUGCAAGGAAAUGGGACCUAUACAGAAAGAAGAUCUGAAAAUAGCAAUUGAUGAACUGAAAUCAGAAAAGUUAACUAUUGCCAAUAGUGACAUAUAUUUUAAACCAGAGUUACCGGCCAACCUCAUUACCAAUAGUUUUUUCAAUACAACAUCAACAUUAGAUGUUACAAGCUCUCCUGUAAUUCUCCCUCCACCACAGCAACCAACAGUAGUGUUUCAGCCCCUGGCGGGCCCUAGCAGCUACAUUUACCAGCCUCCUGAACAAGUGGUAAACAUCAAUGGCAGUAUGAUUCAGUUGCCAAUGAGCCAAGCUACACCAAUUUAUACAUCAGUUAAAGCCGAAUAUUACCCAUCAGACGGAACCACAGAACAGAACAUGGCUAUGACUGAAAAAUCACCAUCCUCACAAAAUAAAAUUGAUUCUGAACAUGAUGAUGCCAACAAAGAAGAGGAUAAAACACUGAUUCUCAGUAAUACUACACAAUUUGAAGAGCUAAAUUCCAUUGGAAAUAGUGUGGAAAUUCGAAGAUGCUCAGUUUUGAAAGAGGGAGUAACUUUUUCAAAUAAUCUAACAAAACCAAAAAGUGAAAACCAGAUGAUCAAAAAUGAACCAGAAAAGAAUGUUAUUACGAAGACAGAAAACAAAAUGAGUGAUGAAGAUUUUAGAAUGGUGUUCAAAAUUAAAGAACGCUUUGUGGAUAUAGAUCCUUUACCUUCUAGUAAUUUGUUACUGAAAACUGACUUUAACACAGAUGUACAAGUCAAGAAUGAGGAUAUAAGUGUGAGGGAGAGAGAUGAUUGUACUAAAGUUGAUGAUAAUAAUUCAAGUGGCAGGGAUGAUAACACUGACGUUGGUGAUAGUAGUGGAAGUGACUGGGAAAAGGAAGUUUUGACUGGAUGGAAUAAAAGGAAAAACAGUAUGAUGUUUAAAAAACAAUUGAAAAAUAACAAUGUUACAGAUUUAAAUCCAGCUGAAUGUACAAAAAAUAAAAAAACUAUUCCCCUAAAAAAGAAUUUAAAAUGCAGGGUAAAUACAUUGGCAGAAAAAAGUAUUAUGUCCAACACUAAACUGAGCAAUAAAAGUUUUUCAAAAAAAUCAAAUUUGUCUUCAAUGUCUAGUAAAAAUUUGACAGAUAAUUUGACUUUAUCUUCUUCUUUGACAACCAGUACAAAUGCGCAGAAUAAUUGGAAUAUGCCUACAACAUCAGCCAUAUUGUAUAAUAAUGUUAUUUAUACUUUGCCUGUUUUAAAUGUGUCACAGCCUCCUGUGUUGUCCCUCAUACCACCUCCAGCCCUUGGAACAAAUUACAUUUUAACCAACCAUCACAUGUCUGAGAAUGGUGUUAAAACUCCUUUUCCAACCAUGCCAUUAGCUAACACCAAAUCUGAACAAAUAAAACCAGACAAAUAUAAUUUUCAACUUAAACUUCCUUUAAUGCCAGUUAAAAGGACAGUACAAGAAAAAAUAUUGCCAAAACCAAAAACUGAACAGUAUUGCAGAAAGUGUGAUAAACAUUUUGAAUCUGUGGAUUCCUAUCAUCGUCACAGUAGAUAUUCAUUGUGCGGUGGACAUAGACGAGAAGCAAGAUUUCAGUGUGAUUUGUGUGGUAAAUGUUUAUCUGGUUUAGUCAAAUUGGAAGCUCACAAAAAUUCCCACACUAAUGCACGUCCAUUCAAGUGUGUUGACUGUGAUAAACAUUUUAAUAGCAAAGUUGCUAGACACAUGCAUCAUAAAAAAAUGCAUUUAAAUGUUAAAAAAAACAACUUUUUAUGUUGUUUUUGUGGCUACAUGACACAAAGUGGAGAGCAUUUAUUGGCUCAUGAAGACGGUCAUCGAGUUCCUGAAGGUACUGAGGUUGCCAAACCAUUCAAGUGUUUGGUUUGUGGUAAAGGGUUUGUAUCUCGGUUCAAGCACACAAAACAUCAAAGAGAGCACAAGCUGAAAAAGUGUGGUAAAUGCUCAGAAGCAUUUGCAACACAGAUACAGUUGAUGAAACACAAGGAAGAAGCUCAUAAUAUUAUCAAAACUUAUCAGUGUGAUGUUUGUGGGAUGAAGUUUAGGCAUUCACACUCUUUCAGAUCUCAUAAAAAGACUGUCCAUUCCACAGUUUUACCAUUUGUUUGUGCAAUUUGUGACAAAGGUUUCAAGAGGAAAUGUAAUUUACAACAACACAUGAUAACCCAUUCUGAAGAGCGACCAAUAUCUUGUCCUGAAUGUGGUGACAGUUUUAAACGAAUUACACAUCUGAAACAGCACACUGCUGCAAUUCAUCGUGAUGGUAGAAAAUAAUUACUUGUAAAUACUUCUUUAUACUUCUAAACAUUAUUUUCUUUUUGAAUCGAUACACUUUGUCUGUGGAUAUGUAUGUGUAUUCUGUAUAUCAUUAAGUACAUCACUAUAGUCAACUUAAAUAGAAUUGUCGGUUGAUUAAUAGCAGCUGGCCUAUUUAAAAACAUUACCUUCACCUGCCAGUUCUAUUUGUGUUGAGUAUAGAUACAACAGCUUUCCUAAAACGUAAAAAACUAAAAAGAUUAACAAUAACAAUCCAUGGAUAUCUCUUGACACUAAAAGAAAAAGACUAAACAUUGUGGAGCUUGAAAAACAAUACAGAUUAUUUAAAACUGAUGACACUAAACACAAAAUUAAACAUAAUGAAAUGUAUAAUUAAAUUUACAAGUUCAACAAGGCCAAUAUACAAUAAUUUUAUUUUAUUCACUAGCCCUUUCAGAAACUAGGUUUCCAUCUUCAGGCACUAUAGUUCGGCCGGUUAGAAAACGACCUGCGCGCUAAUGCUAAACUAAUGCUGGAGGAGGUCGCUUUCUAAGCGGCCGAACUAUAGUACACAUCGAUCUCUAUUAUUACAACUGGAUCGCACGCUGUACUGCUCAGAGAUAGACGCAUAUCGGUCCGCCGCUCCCCCCACCACUAAGGUUGUUACUGUCUCUCUCUUACUCAUCACGUCUUAUGGCGUUUCCGCGUUUGCGCUCACAAAAUAAGC
This is a messenger RNA of Macrosteles quadrilineatus (aster leafhopper), 3378 nucleotides long. RefSeq names its product zinc finger protein 37-like. Gene Ontology annotation, molecular function: DNA-binding transcription factor activity, RNA polymerase II-specific; RNA polymerase II transcription regulatory region sequence-specific DNA binding. Gene Ontology annotation, biological process: regulation of transcription by RNA polymerase II. Lineage: Eukaryota; Metazoa; Arthropoda; Insecta; Hemiptera; Cicadellidae. Gene Ontology annotation, cellular component: nucleus. The transcript has 8 exons. The record is from RefSeq and is a predicted model, not a curated record. The coding region runs from base 252 to 2669 and encodes 805 amino acids.